Molecule: messenger RNA, 864 nt
Organism: Gastrolobium bilobum
Lineage: Eukaryota; Viridiplantae; Streptophyta; Magnoliopsida; Fabales; Fabaceae
Exons: 1
Coding region: 1-864 (287 amino acids)
Source: RefSeq, a predicted model, not a curated record
AUGCCUAACUAUGCUAAGUUUAUGAAAGAACUCUUGUCUAGAAAGCAUAAGUUGCAGGAAUGUGAAACAGUUGCUCUCACGGAAGAAUGUAGUGCCAUAAUCCGGAAGAAGUUUCCACCAAAGCUUCAAGAUCUAGGGAGUUUCAACAUUCCGAUUGCGAUAGGCAACAUUGAUGUUGGCCGGGCAUUGUGUGAUCUUGGAGCAAGCAUCAACCUUAUGCCGCUGUCUGUGAUGAAAACUCUCAGAAUCUCCGAGUUAAAGCCGACAACAUUAUCACUCCAACUUGCUGAUAGAACAUUGAGAAGACCAAACGGAGUAAUAGAAGACGUACUUGUCAAAGUGGACAAGUUCAUCUUCCCUGCUGACUUUGUAGUCCUCGACAUGGACGAAAGAGGAGAAAUGCCUCUUUUGUUAGGUAGGCCAUUCCUUGCUACAACAAGAGCUUUAAUAGAUGUGGAAAACGGAAAGGUAGAAUUGAGAAUGGACGACGAAAAAGUGACCAUCGAUGUGUUCAAAGUUAUGAAGCAUGCAGGAGAUAAUGGUGACUGUUUUCGGGUAGACAUUCUUGAUGCACUCCUCCUUGAAAAAGAAGAUGAUCAGACUCUUGAAGAAGAGAAAGAAUUCUUUGAUGAAAACCCUCCGAAGGAAGAUGCUGAAAUUCUGAUAGAGGAGUUAAAAAAGAAAAAGUCAGACACAAUAAAAGAGGCACCUGAGGUGGAGCUAAAAGAGAUUCCAUCCAAUCUAAAAUACAUUUUCUUAGGAGAGGAAGAAAUGUAUCCUGUCAUCAUAAACAAAGAGCUGUAUGAGACUGAAGAAUCAAAGUUGAUGAAAGUACUCAAAGACCAUCAAACAGCCAUUGGAUAG